CCGGGUGGACCCUCCCCUCGCGGGCGGUCAGCGAGCUUCCUGCCGCGCGGGGUGGGGGUUUCCUCAGGUCUCGGCACUCGGGCCUCGGUGCAGGGCCGACCGCCCUGCAGGGCCGGCGAGUUUCCGAGGUCAGAACCCGGCUCACGCAGCCUGGGCUUCAGGCUGACUGGGCCCGGCUUGGUGUCCAAAUCAGAGCGAGGAAAAGUCUCCAACGGGACGGACGUGCGUCCUGUGACGCCCACCCGCGAGUCCGAAACGGAGCGGGAGGGGCUGGCGCGCUGGUGGUCGUUCCAAGCGCUCGGGGUCUGGAGCCCCCAGGCGGGCCGCGCGGAGACGCGAUCGCCGCGUCCGGAUCCCUGCUGCCCGGCGGUAGCCCCUGACCUGGUCGCGGGCACCGCUCACACUCGCAAAUGCCUCCCCCCUCCCCCGCAGCUGGAGCGCGUUUCCGUCCUCCCGUUGCCCCCCACCCCCGACUGCAAAAAGAUAAGCUUCAAGUUUUCCACUCCGUGUCUCAAAUGUGCAUGGAGGAAUUUAACUGCACGAAUGAAUAACAGCAUUAGUUUCAAUUAAUUUUUUUUUAAACCCUGGCAACAAUAAACUUUGAGAACAAAAGCGCUUUUACGUCCUUAAUUAGGCGAGCUUCCCAUCUGUGGUCUCUAAGUGUCUGCCUCCUGAUUUAACUUCGUCUUCCGCCCCGCCCCUGCCGCACACCCUCCCGGUCCUGCCAGGCGGUUUGGGUUCCGCGGCCACCCCAGCCCCGCGGCGCCGCCGGCCUGGGCCCAGCCAACUCCGGCCGCCCCGAAGUUCACACCGGCCGGCGGGCUCCGCGGCAGGGCAGGCGCGCGCCAGGUGGCCCGCCUGCCUCCCUUCUGGCCCACCUCCUGGACAACUCGGCAGGCCCCCGGCUCUCUGGCCCCGGGGCUGGCGCCCUGGGCACAGAGCUGAAGAGAGUUCUCCAGCCGCCUUCUGUUUACCUUUUAUGGUUAAAAUAACAGCUUAGCAAAGAAGCGACUUCACGAAGAAGCGAUUUAGUGAAAUCGUCUCAAGCUGCCGCAGCUCAGCCAGUUUAAUCACCCCCAGAGAGCUGAACAACUGCGAGCACAAUGGGACACAAAAUCAUUUUUGGUGUCGGGGAAAGGGUCCUUGUCCAGCACAGAUGUGUUUGUCGGAGGGAGCAGUGGAGGUUCGCGUCAAGGCGUACAGCCUGGGGCUUCCAAUGAUGUUCUGGGCAGCGAUGGAAGCCUAGAUGCCUCACCGCAAGGAGCGGCCGAGCGGGUCCUCGCUUCACGCCCACGGCAGCACCGGCACGGCGGAGGGAGGAAGCAUGUCUCGGCUGUCUCUCACCCGGUCGCCUGUGUCUCCCCUGGCCGCCCAGGGGAUCCCGCUGCCAGCCCAGCUCACGAAGUCCAAUGCGCCUGUGCACAUCGACGUGGGCGGCCACAUGUACACCAGCAGCCUGGCCACUCUCACCAAGUACCCAGACUCCAGAAUAAGCCGCCUCUUCAAUGGCACCGAGCCCAUUGUCCUGGACAGUUUGAAGCAACACUAUUUCAUCGACCGGGAUGGGGAGAUUUUCCGCUACGUCCUGAGCUUCCUGCGGACAUCCAAACUGCUGCUUCCUGAUGACUUCAAGGACUUCAGCCUGCUGUACGAGGAGGCGCGCUAUUACCAGCUACAGCCCAUGGUGCGCGAGCUGGAGCGCUGGCAGCAGGAGCAGGAGCAGCGGCGCCGCAGCCGGGCCUGCGACUGCCUGGUGGUGCGGGUCACGCCUGACCUGGGCGAGCGGAUCGCGCUCAGCGGCGAGAAGGCCCUCAUCGAGGAGGUCUUCCCCGAGACCGGGGACGUCAUGUGCAACUCGGUCAACGCUGGUUGGAACCAGGACCCCACGCACGUCAUCCGCUUCCCGCUCAACGGCUACUGCCGGCUCAACUCGGUGCAGGUCCUGGAGAGGCUCUUCCAGAGGGGUUUCAGCGUGGCCGCAUCCUGCGGGGGGGGCGUGGACUCCUCCCAAUUCAGCGAGUAUGUGCUUUGCCGGGAGGAGCGGCGACCACAGCCCAACCCCACUGCUGUCCGAAUAAAGCAGGAGCCCCUGGACUAGGCCCUGCCUCAGUGUCCACCUGAGGCCCCUUGGCCCUAGGGACACCCCCAGGGACCUGGAAACAGUGCUGAGGAGUUCUGCCUACGCCUUCUUAGCAGUGGGCAUGAGACUGAGGGUGGGGCCGGAGGGUCCAGAGCCUGCCUGGGGAGCCCCAAGGCCCAGGGCGUCAUAACAGAACGUGGGAUGCUGGAGGCAUGCCCACCAGAGGACCGUGGAUGUGACCCAAAGAUGCCGAGGGGGGAACUCGCCGCCAGUCUUCUGGGCCCCUGGCUCCCAGCCUGGUACAGCACCCUUGAGGCUCUGCACGUGCAGAGGCAGGGUCAGCAGAGGCCGCCCUGGUCCACUCCAGAGGAGCUGUCCGUCUUUCUCCAUGCGGCAGACUCCAGUGGGUCUCCUUGCGUCAGAGAUGGCUUAUUUUUCUACAGUAUUUAAGACGGAAGUAAUUGUCAAUGCACAAGUCAGAGAGGCCGACAAGGACCCCUGCUUCUUUAUCUGGUGCUCAGCUCAGUGGGACGCGGCAGCAUGUCUGUGUGGGGGCGGUGGAAGAGCUGCGGGACCCUCUGCCCAAGUUCCUGCAGAACAGGACUUGGAGACUCCUGGUCUCUGCUCUAGGGACAGAGGGCAGGCAUGGCAGUGCCGUUGGGGCUGAAACACGGCCCGCACGGGGUGGGGCCGCUGGGAGGAGGGUGGUAUGGGCGUCGGGGAGGGACCACUCUGGGACCAUUCGAGAGCCUGUCUUUGCUGCCGCUUGGGGCACAGGCCACACUUGAGCGUCACUUGACCUACUCAUGCCCGGGGGCUUUGGUUUCUAUCUGUGUACACCCACACGGGCUCCGAGAGAAGUCACUCCCCGUCGGGAUCAGCACCGGGGCCACGCUGCAUCCUUACCUCAGGAAUGGGCCCCACGGUGAAGGAGCCCAUCUCUCAGCAGCAUCCUCUGGGUCCCCAGCUCAGGAAGCCGUCCUGCACUCUGAUUUUCCCACAGUCACCUGCAUUACUGAAUUUUUAAUCAAACUAUGGUUACACUAGUCUGCCAGUAAGACCGGGACACAGUCAGGCCUUGGGUUCUUGGCCCCAGAUUCCAACGAGGACUGCCUGCUAGAGUCCUUGCAGACCUGCUGCCUCCCAGAUGACAGGCCCAAAGAUGGACACCCUCUGUCUUGUCACACUUCCCCUCCCCAGAUGGCUCUUCCCCAGGGGCUGGAGAAACUGCAGAGAACUGCUGGGCGGGUGGGGCGUCCCGGCCGCCCCACCCCUUGUAUGAUGCCUGUAGACUUGUAUAUGACUCCUUUAAUAUUGUAAAGAUGCUGAUGUACAAUUGUCGUGUGUUUGUGUAAACACAUUAUGUUCCUAGUUCAUGCCAUAAAUGAUGCUACAAAGCGAAAGACUGAGGCUCCGUCCUGUGCCCAAGCGGGAAUCCAGAUUCCAGCAUUCCGUGCCCCGCAGGGAGCUUUGGGGAUGAGAUUCCUUGGGUUCCAGGGAGGAAAAACCAGCGGCGGUAGUUGGGGGAGGGGCAGGGACGAGGGUCCUGAGCUGGCUAUUUAUUGCUUUGGGGUGUUUCCUCACGGCUGUAGCUGUCCCCUCUGGGCAGCACAGUUUCUGAAUUCUGAUUCACAGCCCCUAACCAGAUAACAAGCUGAGGGAUGGCAGACCAAAGGUGUCCAGGGGAGCUUUUGACCCCAGUUUUCAGUGUUUGUGAUUUUUCCCUCUGGUUUUUUUGGUUGAGGGUUGAGAGGCUGAGGUCCUCUUUGGAGCACCACAGAGCAGUAGGAGAAGGUGGCAGUCCCUGGCCCAGGUCAGCCUGGAGACAUGCAGCCAGCGAAAGCAUGGGGAGCUGCCGGUCCCCCUAGGUCGGGGGGUGGGUUGCAGGGGGAGGAGUUGGAAUGUAUUCACCAGACGUCCACUUUUAAUGAGCCUGUUUGUAUUUUCCCUCAAAGUCCUUAUGUUCUAACUGAGCAAGAGCCUUUUCCCCUGCUGCUAGGGGCCACCAACCUCGCCCUGCCUGGAGGGCAUGCACAGCCACUCCUCUGAGGCCACAGAGCUGUUGCCAUCCCACCAUACAGUGAAUUUGCUGGACAGACUUGCCAGCCUUCUUUGCUCAGCAACAUGCCUACAGUUGGCACAUGGGCAUUUUGGCUUCUGAGGUUCACAUCUGAGAGGAGGAGAAAGUGUUGUGUUUAUUAGAAAGGAAGUCUGGUGAAAACAGCUUAGUGGCAUGUGCGUUUAUGGAUUUUUCUGGCAUGAUAGCCAGCAUAGUUGCCCGUUGGUGGAGAUCCCCUAACAUUUUCAAGCAAACAUAUUUGAUUAAACCAUUGUACUAAAAAAAAAAAAAACCAUAAAAAGAGUAACUACCUACCUUACUGAAUGUUUCUCUUAAUUAUUUCCUUACAAUUAAGUCAAACCAGGAAGUUUGAUUUGAUAUAAUCUAGGGAAUUUCUAAAUUUGUAGAGAAAUUCUAUGUUCCCAAAGUAAUGCUAAAAUUCUAAGAUAGUCCCCAUAAACAAUAAGUAAAAACAUUUUUAUACUUCCUGGAAUGAAUACACUAUAUUGUAAGUAAUCUCUUGAUCACAAGCCAGCAGUAUGAAUGUUACUUCUGCUCUUCAUAAAUUAUUCUUGAUUAUAAGCAACUGGACAGCUGACUGUGCCAAUACUUCCCUGUUUCCCACCAGGCCUCUCUGCCUGUGCAGGAGAGAAUUUGUCAAAGCCACAGCAGGAGAUGUUGGCCACUGUCCUGAUCAAUGGGGCUCAAAACCAGGUCACAACACUAUUAAGUUUUUUUUUUCCCCCCAAAGCUCCCUCUUGACUCUGUUCCAUAGAAUAAAUAAAGGACAUUUUAUAAAUUA
Capra hircus (goat) is the source of this 4941-nucleotide messenger RNA. RefSeq names its product potassium channel tetramerization domain containing 15 (gene KCTD15). Bases 1247 to 2098 code for a protein of 283 amino acids. Gene Ontology annotation, biological process: protein homooligomerization. The transcript has 7 exons. NCBI's taxonomy places the organism in Eukaryota, Metazoa, Chordata, Mammalia, Artiodactyla, Bovidae. Gene Ontology annotation, molecular function: protein binding. The record is from RefSeq and is a predicted model, not a curated record.